Molecule: messenger RNA, 1899 nt
Organism: Pundamilia nyererei
Lineage: Eukaryota; Metazoa; Chordata; Actinopteri; Cichliformes; Cichlidae
Product: neuroblast differentiation-associated protein AHNAK-like
Exons: 5
Biological process (GO): regulation of RNA splicing
Cellular component (GO): cytoplasm; nucleus
Source: RefSeq, a predicted model, not a curated record
UAGCAUGGACUGGUGACUCUGUGGGGAAACUUUACGGCACGACUCCAACACCACAGCAGGCAUAUGCAUGCUGAGGCUUAGUCAACCUGGAUUUCUCAGUGCAAUAGUGAGAAAACCACAAGAGUCAUGUUGCAGCCUUCACAUCGCAGGGGAAGAAGCCUCUCUGAAGCCCUGACCUUGGAGCAGUUAGAGGAGGGAGGGGUGGUCAUUUCCAGUAUCAACAAUGUCUCAUCCGGCAAAGGACUAAAGGAAGGGGAUGAAAUUCUGGGGGCAACAAUCAAUUUUGAUCAACUGUCCAAAGAAGAGGUGUCAAAAGUACUGAAGCUGAUGGAGCCAUUUGAUGAUAAAGUUCAAGUCCUCACUCGAAGCAACCGGAGCAAGAGCCUUGACAAUCUGGACCAGUGUACCAAGGGUCCUGGGGCUAUGCUGACGGAUUCCUACAACAAACUGUACAACACCAAAAUCAAGAAGUUUUUGAUGGAUGAUGGACCCAGUGUUGAAGGGGGCUACGUGAAUGGGGAGUUUACUGCCAAACCACCUGUACAAAGCUCAUCCAAGGUCAACCAAAGAAAUGACAUGGGGCUGCCUCGCCUUGGAGUUGACUUUGGACUUCUGAAAUCCAAGACUUUAAUCACAGAUGCUAAUGCUGAUUCACACUCUUAUGAGGGAAGCUUAACAGAUGGCAGCAAUCUGAAUCUUCCACCGCUAGGUCUUGGCUUGAAUGGGACUAAUCUAAGUGAAGCUCAGGUUCCAAGAUUCAAAAUCGGUGCCAGAUGUCCAGAUCUAUACUUACCAGAAGACCCAAAUAUCAGCACUACAUCUUGUAUGCAAUUGCAAAAUACUGACCACCCAUCAUUUGACAAUGCAAUGCGAAAUCUUGAAAAUCCUCAAAUUGGACUUGAAGUUCCAGAAGUAGAUGUAGGCCUAAAAGGUUCAAACAUUUCUACCCCUGAAAUGGGGAUAGACCUUGAUGGCAGAAGUUUCUGUGGUCCAUCUGUUAAUUCCAGCGUUCCCAAAGUGGCCAUUGAAGGAAGAAACCAGGAAUUCAAAAUGCCUACAUUUAAACUGCCAGAUCUGGGCCACUCAGGAUCUUUUUUUAGUGGUCCAGAAUGUGAUGUUAAGCAUGAAGGCACACCAGGGAAACUCAGUCUAAAUUAUUCCAAGAGACUGAAAAACCCAGAUCUAAAUUUGGAUGAUUCUACCAGUUAUGUAAAAUCACCCAAGCUUAGGCUGUCUGGGAUAUCACCUGAUUCAGAGCAAGGAAUGUUGGGUAUUAAUGUAUCAAAACCAGAUAUCAGUGGGACAGACUCUGACAUGCCUUUAAGUGAAAUCAAGAUGUCACACAAGAAACCAAGGAUUUCUCUUAAAUCUCCUGAUUUAGAUUUGGAUGCUCAAUCUGGCAUGCUCAAAAGUGACGCUGAUGUUAAAACACCUGACCUAAGAUUGAAAACAUCAAAACUAAAAGGUGGCAUGUCUGCACCUGAUGCAAACAUUCCCAAAGCUGACCUUAAGGGUGAAAAUUGGGCCACUGAUGCUCCAUCAGUUAGUAUUAAAGGUCCAUCUGGAAAAUACAAGGCUCCAACGUUUAGAAUGCCCAAAUUUGACUUACCAGUCAUUCAGGUUCCUGGUUUGAAUGGAGACUUGGAUGGACCCAAUGGACAGCUUUCAGGUACACUGCCUAGAGGGUCAAAUUUAAAACUAAAUGCACCUGACAUAAACAUGCCAAACAUUGACCUCAAAGCCCCAAAGCUGAAAAUGGAUAAACCAAAUGCCAACUUGGACUUGCCAUCAGGCAAAGUUAAAAUGCCAGAGCUUCAUGGUCCAGAUUGGGGUGUUAAUGCUCCUUCUGGGAAAUUAAAAAUGCCUAAAUUUAAUCUGUCAGGGACACUGCCUAAAGGA